Messenger RNA from Tigriopus californicus, 1826 nucleotides. RefSeq names its product homeobox protein aristaless-like 3. Lineage: Eukaryota; Metazoa; Arthropoda; Copepoda; Harpacticoida; Harpacticidae. Gene Ontology annotation, molecular function: RNA polymerase II transcription regulatory region sequence-specific DNA binding; DNA-binding transcription factor activity, RNA polymerase II-specific. The transcript has 4 exons. Gene Ontology annotation, biological process: regulation of transcription by RNA polymerase II. The coding region runs from base 944 to 1753 and encodes 269 amino acids. The record is from RefSeq and is a predicted model, not a curated record.
UAAGCCUCUACGGUCACUAGAAUUGACCCUAAAUCCUGGGCUGGGACAAAGCACAUGGAUGCUUAUGAGGACGAACAGUAUCCGAUACCUUUCGUACCUUCUCUGAACACUGUACAGUUCCAACUAUUUUAGUCUCUACCAAUAGGAGAGCUCUCCCAUUCCUGUGAUGUUCCAAGUGAAACACCUUUGGACUUGCUCGACUUUUUGCAAACCUACUGAACUUAUUGGAGCCCAAAUGGGUGAAGUAUAUGGACAAUCGACUUGUACAGAGUUAGCAUUGUGAUACUAUCCCUGGAUUUAAACGUCCAACCACACGUUUGCAAAGCUUUACCCACCUUCAACUGGAUAUGCUAAUCUCCUAUUAUGCGAUUUAUUGUUCAACUAUAAUUAUUCUGUGUCGCCUAUCAACUAUUACUUUUACUUUCUUGAUGUUACAGUCCGACAGAAAACCCAUAAACAGGAAGAAUUCUCUAGUAUUUUUUUUUAUAACACUCCGAAAACUUUUAUUAUUUUAAGACCAAGAGCUCUUUAGCUAGAGUCCUCCUUUGUCACCAUGAAACAAAAUCUUCAAUUCCUUUGAACCCACGAAUGCGGGAUUGAUGGGUUCUUCCUUUUUUCCUUAGGAGAAGGCUAUCUGAAUGGGGCAGGGGGUCGCGUGUUGAGCUGAAUGUACAUAAGUACAAGGACCAAGGCUUGAGCCAAACCCUCUCAGUCACCAUACUCACACCAUGGGGAAACAGAAAGAGAGCGAUGCCGACCAAGGGACCUCUACAAACAAGCCUCUUCUCGUCGCCGAAUAUUACACUCCAAUUAUCCAAUUGAACCCAAUUUGGGCGAACCCAGCUUCAAUCCCCAAAUGUUUUCUGACACAUCAAUAUAGUGACCAAAAGACCGUGAGAUUUUCGCUUCUCCAACUCUUACAGUUACUUAGAAGAUUUUAGAAAUGGAUCAUUACGGUAUUAUUGACGGAAGCACGGAAUUGUGCCGCCAAGAAGAUGUGUUUUUGACCACGCAACGACUUCCUAGUUUUGAGACCCUAACGAACCAAAUGUUCGCUGGGAUCAAUGAUUCAUCCUUGAAGAACUCCUUGGCUAGUACGACUAUCAACGUUGCUCCUCCUGGCCCUGUUACUCUUCCACCAUCCUCAACAGCAACACCAGAUACUGAGGGACUAUUCACUACAGCUGUUCUACAAGAUCCUCAACCAGAAGCAAAGAGUUCCACCACGAAAAAGGCAAAAAAGAAGAAAACCAGGACCACUUUUACUGCACUCCAACUGGAGGAAUUGGAGUGUGCGUUCGAAAAGGCCCCUUACCCUGAUGUAUUUGCCAGGGAGGAACUGGCCUUGAAGUUAUCUUUAACAGAAUCGCGUGUGCAGGUGUGGUUUCAAAACCGGCGAGCCAAAUGGAGAAAGAGGGAACCGUCCAGGAAAUCUGGUUCCAUGGAAGGUUGCUCCAAUGGUCCAGUCUCACAUUGCUUCUCUCAAGCACCUGUGAUGAACCUAACACCAUACCCCCUCAAUCCCAAUCAUAUUCAACCGGAUGCCAACAUUGGAACGGCCGACUUAAGUGGUGAUGGAUCCAAUAUCGAUAUGUCGGGAAUGCCACCCAAAAACCAUUUUAUUGGAGGCAUGUCUUACUGGCAUGGGGGAACUUUUCAAUGUUCGUUCCCGGAAUACAUCGAUGAUAUGGAUAUCGGGAAACUCGACCCCAUUGACGGGAGUGAAUUUCACGCCUACCACGUGUCGCCAUGAUUGCAGUAGGAUUGGUUAAAUACCUAUACUUUAAUUUCCCACAUCUUCUAAAUACAUGUACAGAGACCCAUUA